Molecule: messenger RNA, 420 nt
Organism: Aspergillus novofumigatus IBT 16806
Lineage: Eukaryota; Fungi; Ascomycota; Eurotiomycetes; Eurotiales; Aspergillaceae
Exons: 2
Coding region: 1-420 (139 amino acids)
Source: RefSeq, a predicted model, not a curated record
AUGGCUGCCGAAUCCACUCCUAUAGAUUCGCGUGAUUCUUAUCCUCGUCCGAGCGAAAUCAAGCCUGGGGCGAUCGAUGUCUCUCAACUGGAUGAGCCGAAGUACAAGAAAUACCAGCGGCUAACCUCCGAAUUCGAUAAGGAGACCCGCUGGAACGAUUCAGUUCACACAAAGAUUAACAAGGUCGAUACCUUGAUCCAGGCCAAUGUUGCUCCGGAACACCAUCAUAUUCUCCAGGGCAAGGUCACCCCAUACGAGAAACCGGUCCGCUUGAAGCAGCAGUUUGAACCUAAGGGUGAUACUAGCCGCCAGAGUGUACAGAUGCAUGGAGAGAUUUGGUUAGAAGACCAAUUGGCAGUAUCUCAAUUGAAAAAUGGCUUGCAACGUGGUCAAAUUUCUACGAAGAGGGCAAAGCAAUGA